AAAUGAAGUGUAGCGAAAAUCUAAAAAAAAGAAGAAGGCGAAGAAUUAAAAGUAAAUUUGGAAAAUUCAGUUCAUUUUCUUCAAUUUUUUCACAAAAUAAACAACUAAUAAUAGUUUUAAAACUACAAAACCAAUAAAAACAUAAAAUAUAAUAAUGCUGUCAACGAAAAUAUAUAAAAUCUAUAGAAAUAAACAAAAGCAAAACAUUGAAAAAUUGCUUUAAAGAAAAACAAAUCAAAAACCAUUGUGUACAUAAAAUUUAAGGUGUAGUGAGAAAAGAAGUGGAAAAAAGAAAGAAAAAAAAAUUAUAGAUUUUAUUUUAUUAUUACAAUUACAACAUUACAAUUGUAAAAUUAAAAUAAAAAAUUAAUAAAAAAAAGUAAUAAUUGUUUGUGCAUUUUACAACCAUUUGAUAAAACAAAACAAAUGUUAGUUUAAAAGUCUCUUAGUAAAGGAAGCAACGAAAAUUGCAUUUUCGAAAGCUUCUGCCUGUUGGGCGAGCUGGUGGUGUUGUGGUAUUGUUGGUUUUCCUGUGGAACAAAAAGACGCAAAGAUAGACGCGGUGUGGGGUUGGGCUUCUGCCCCGCUGCGUUUAGCAGCAAAUAGAAUGGGUGAUCCCCUACUGCCGGGAGCCAAUGGCGGUACGGGCGCUACAGCUGGCGGUAGUGGUGUGGAUAGACCACAAUCGCCAGCUCGUAUGGCCCAUACUUCCGAUAAGCAUCCCAAAGUUACACUAUCCGAAUUAAAUAUGUUACGUAGACAUCGUGAACUAUGCGAUGUUGUCCUUAACGUUGGCGGUCGUAAAAUCUUCGCACAUCGUGUUAUACUCUCUGCAUGUUCACCGUAUUUUCGCGCCAUGUUUACGGGUGAAUUGGAGGAGUCACGUCAAACUGAGGUCACUAUACGUGACAUAGAUGAGAAUGCCAUGGAACUAUUAAUAGAUUUUUGUUAUACUGCUCAUAUAGUAGUGGAAGAGUCGAAUGUUCAAACACUAUUGCCAGCCGCUUGUUUGCUUCAAUUGGUAGAGAUUCAAGAUAUUUGUUGUGAAUUUCUCAAACGUCAAUUGGAUCCCACCAAUUGUUUGGGUAUACGAGCUUUUGCCGAUACUCAUUCAUGUCGUGAAUUGUUGCGUAUUGCUGAUAAAUUUACACAACAUAAUUUCCAAGAGGUAAUGGAAAGUGAAGAGUUUCUUUUGUUGCCUGUUGGCCAGUUGGUUGAUAUUAUAUGCAGUGAUGAGUUGAAUGUACGUUCAGAGGAGCAGGUAUUUAAUGCUGUAAUGUCAUGGUUGAAAUAUAAUAUUGCCGAUCGAAGACAACAUUUAGCUCAGGUUUUACAACAUGUCCGUCUUCCACUUUUAUCACCUAAAUUUUUAGUUGGCACCGUCGGCUCUGACCUUUUGGUGCGUUCCGAUGAGGCCUGUCGUGAUCUGGUCGACGAAGCCAAAAACUAUUUAUUACUUCCCCAAGAACGUCCCCUUAUGCAGGGACCUCGUACACGUCCACGUAAACCCACUCGCCGUGGUGAAGUUUUAUUCGCUGUCGGUGGUUGGUGUUCCGGUGAUGCUAUUGCCUCCGUAGAACGUUUUGAUCCUCAAACAAAUGAUUGGAAAAUGGUAGCACCCAUGAGUAAACGACGUUGUGGUGUAGGUGUGGCCGUACUCAAUGAUUUACUUUAUGCCGUGGGCGGUCAUGAUGGUCAGAGUUAUUUGAAUAGUAUAGAACGUUAUGAUCCGCAGACAAAUCAAUGGUCUUGUGAUGUUGCUCCUACUACCUCUUGUCGCACGAGUGUGGGUGUAGCUGUUCUAGAUGGUUUUCUUUAUGCUGUGGGUGGUCAAGAUGGUGUACAGUGUUUGAAUCAUGUGGAACGUUAUGAUCCCAAAGAAAAUAAAUGGUCAAAGGUGGCCCCUAUGACUACCAGACGUUUGGGUGUGGCUGUUGCUGUUUUAGGCGGUUAUCUUUAUGCCAUCGGUGGCUCGGAUGGCCAAUGUCCUUUGAAUACUGUAGAACGUUAUGAUCCCAGACAAAACAAAUGGGUGGCUGUUAGUCCCAUGUCCACACGCCGCAAACAUUUGGGCUGUGCUGUUUUUAAUAAUUAUAUUUAUGCCGUUGGUGGUCGUGAUGAUUGCAUGGAACUGUCCUCCGCCGAACGUUAUAAUCCUCAUACAAAUACUUGGAGUCCUAUUGUUGCUAUGACAUCGCGACGCAGUGGUGUCGGCUUGGCUGUUGUCAAUGGCCAAUUAUAUGCCGUAGGUGGUUUUGAUGGUUCUGCCUAUUUGAAAACCAUAGAAGUUUAUGAUACUGAAACAAAUCAAUGGCGCCUUUGUGGUUGCAUGAACUAUAGACGCUUAGGCGGUGGUGUGGGUGUAAUGAGAGCCCCUCAAACUGAAAAUUAUAUGUGGAUACGCAAAGAUUCUGUUGUUUGAUUGGGAUUGGAUAGUGGUGACUCUAAGAAUCUUUAUAUAACAAAUCUCUAUAAAUAAUUCUUCUUUUUUUGUAUUAAGAAUUAUUUAUAAACAAGAAUUUAUUGAAAAGAAAUUUAUUGAAAUUGUAAAAAAAAAACAAAAGCUUAAGUAAAAGCCUCUUUAAAACAAAUAUAUUGUUGGUAAAUAGAAACACAGAAAAGCGAGCAAAUUAGUAAGAAUUAUAAUAAAAUACAUAACGAAUUGUUUGAUAACAAGUUAAUGCACAGCAAUAUUUGAAAAAAAUAAAACUUAUUAAUUAUGAUGAAGUCUUUAAAAGAAAAAGCCAAAUUUUUAUUUUUAACCAAACGGUUUAGCAUGUCCCGUAAAUAUGUCUUUAAUGAAGAUAAAUUUACGGGACAUGCUAAUGUUUUAUGUUUUGGUGUUAUUACAGAAAAAAAUAAAAAAAAAUUAUUGCACUAAAUGUUGAUAUAUUUAAGUUAUUUAAAAAAAUAAUAAUAAUAAAAUAUUAAAUGUAUCUGAACUGCCUUUUCCUUAUGAAUCUUUAAAAUAAAAAAAAACAAAACAAAUCAAAUUUAUGAAAAAAAUACUUUAAUUACUCCUCAAUAAUUAUAUUAUUUUAUUAAUAGUUUUGUUUUAGUAUUAAACAGAUGAAAAGGUUUUUAAGUAAUUUCUUGUGAAAACAGAAUUUUGUGAUUAAAAUUUUAAAAUCUGUUUAAUUUUGAAACAGUUCUAAUUAAGUUAUAGUUUAACACAAAUUAUUUAGUUAUUUAAUUUUAUUGAUAAUUUUAUGUUCUAAUUUUUUUAAUUUUAAAUAUUUUUUAGAGAUUUCUUUUGAAAAUUUUCGAUUGAUUUAUAUAUUUUAUUAAAAAAAAUAAAGAAAAGCACUUUAAAUCAGUAUCUAAUUGAAAAUAUUUGCAAAAUUAAAAAAACUAAACUUUAUUUUUAAAUAAAAAACAAAUUUCUUUACAAAAACUUAUGGAAAUAAACUAGACAAGAUUAAACACGAGUAUAUAGUUUUAAUUAUGGACUAGACUAUAGUUUUAACUAUAAACUGGACUAUAGUCUGCUCUGUAGUCCAAACUAUAGUCUAGUCUAACUAACUAAACACUUCUAAUUAUAAUUCUAAAACUCUCUUUUUCGCCUCAUCUUUCUCUAUCAUCACUAUCUCAUUAUUUCUUUACUAAAACUCAAUUUUUCAGUUGCUAACUAUAAAAAUUUCCUUUUAUUUACUAAAACUUAAACAAUAAAUAAACAAAAUUAAAAAAAAAAA
Messenger RNA from Lucilia sericata (common green bottle fly), 3692 nucleotides. RefSeq names its product kelch-like protein diablo (gene dbo). Lineage: Eukaryota; Metazoa; Arthropoda; Insecta; Diptera; Calliphoridae. The transcript has 7 exons. Gene Ontology annotation, molecular function: protein binding. The coding region runs from base 608 to 2422 and encodes 604 amino acids. The record is from RefSeq and is a predicted model, not a curated record.